Molecule: messenger RNA, 429 nt
Organism: Monoraphidium neglectum
Lineage: Eukaryota; Viridiplantae; Chlorophyta; Chlorophyceae; Sphaeropleales; Selenastraceae
Exons: 3
Coding region: 1-429 (142 amino acids)
Cellular component (GO): RNA polymerase III complex
Molecular function (GO): single-stranded DNA binding
Source: RefSeq, a predicted model, not a curated record
AUGGCACACAACUCGCAGCAUGCACAUGACCUGGCAAAGAAAAUUAUAAAGGACUUCCUGGGGGAGCCCGCGGAAGCGCUCUUCGGCGUGCUGCUGCGCCUCGGCCGCUCCCCCCUCCCCGACAUCUCCCGCGCCUGCCGCCUCCCGCCCAAGCUGCUGCGCCAGGCGCUGCUGGUGCUGCUGCAGCACAACUUUGUGCGCGCGUACCUGCAGCCAGAGGAGGCGUUUGUGACGGGGGUGCGGCCGGCGCAGCACCUCUAUGAGCCCUGCACCGACUGGGCGCUGCAGACCCUCAGGCGCCCGGCCUUCCUGCUCACAGUGAAGUCCGAGGUUACCCACCACGCGGCUGGACUGCCGCCGGACCCAGACCUGGCGCAGUCCGUGAUGAGCGUGCUCCUGGACCACGGGCGGCUCACGUGCGUCGUGUGA